AUGCGUUACCUUCCAUCCCUUGCUAAGCUAUGUAGGAGCUUUCGAUUGCGCAGCAGAGAAUUUCUUCGGGAAAAUACACUCCAUGGAUUCAAUUACUUCGUUGAUCCGAGUCGACCUGUUUGGGAAAGAGUACUAUGGUUCCUAUGCACUCUUGCCUCGUUGGGCGCAGCAAUCUGUUCGAUUGCAAUUACCCUCAUAAAAUUUACAACGGCGCCGAUGCUGACAGUGGUCCACAUGCCAAAAAGCGACGUCCCUAUUCUAUUUCCGGCUGUAAUCGCCUGUCCAUCUUCGGAAUACUUGGAUCUGCGUAAUUACACUGAGGAGGAGAGGAACACUCUCAUAAAAUUGUACGACUGGAAUUGGAGGGAACUGGAGAUCCCGAAGUCGUUUAAAGUCACGCCUGACCUGCGACAUUUGUUUGAGAAUUCUAUGCCGGACUGCAAGGACAUGUUUCGAAAUUGUAGCCUCAAGGAUAUUCGUUUCCACUGCUCUGCAAUGUUCGUCACCGUCAGUACACAGCAAGGGAAGUGCUGCGCCACCCGACCCUUCGAAAUGACCAUUUACAAGGCGCUUCCUACCAUCAAAUUUAUCCCGAUAUUCGACAAAAGGAUGAAUCUGUAUUUUCAGCCGCAUUGGUUUCUGCCCCGUGGAGGCCCAAUUAGUUACCGACUAAUCCACAAUGUCUCAUUCUCUAUAUCCAUGCAAGUAACAAUAACUCAGGAAGGAGCUAGGCUGUUUGAUGCGAGCACUCGUGGUUGUAUAAUGCCCGACGAAGGUACAUCCCCUUCAGAGUGUCAAAUCGAUUGUCAGAAGGCGGUGUUGAAGGAGGAAUUGAGCUGUGUUCCCUGGUGGAUCAAAGGAGACAGCACACCCACUUGUCGUCUGAGCGAGUACAAUAAAAUUAUCAGAAGUAGAACCAGAUUCGAUAAAUGUUAUGACGACUGUCCUCUGCUCUGCAACACUACCUGGUACAAUAUCGAUAAAAUACAUUUGUCAAGUGAAAACGUGACGUCAAUCUCCGUGAAGCAUUGGCCACUGGUGGGGUACAAGAGGAAAGUCAUAUUCGGGUUGCUGGAACUUCUCGUAUCUUUCGGUGGAAUCAUGGGACUUUUCCUCGGAUACUCAGUCCUUACCACCGUUGAAUUCAUCUAUUAUUUUACGCUGCGACCUUAUUGCGGGGCUAUUAUAUCCGAGGAAGAACGUAAUGUCGAGAGUAUUCGAGUUUUUAUUUUACCGAGGAAAAGGAAACCUCUGGACAGUUACAGUCAUCGCAGUUUUCAUGUGGAAUAG
Diachasma alloeum is the source of this 1290-nucleotide messenger RNA. RefSeq lists its product as uncharacterized. The record is from RefSeq and is a predicted model, not a curated record. Bases 1 to 1290 code for a protein of 429 amino acids. Gene Ontology annotation, cellular component: membrane. Gene Ontology annotation, molecular function: ligand-gated sodium channel activity. The transcript has 5 exons. Lineage: Eukaryota; Metazoa; Arthropoda; Insecta; Hymenoptera; Braconidae. Gene Ontology annotation, biological process: sodium ion transmembrane transport.